This is a messenger RNA of Cydia pomonella (codling moth), 1432 nucleotides long. RefSeq lists its product as uncharacterized. The coding region runs from base 444 to 755 and encodes 103 amino acids. NCBI's taxonomy places the organism in Eukaryota, Metazoa, Arthropoda, Insecta, Lepidoptera, Tortricidae. Gene Ontology annotation, molecular function: odorant binding. The transcript is spliced from 4 exons. The record is from RefSeq and is a predicted model, not a curated record.
CAUAUCCGCUAUAGGUAUAUCGUAUGCGAUAAAGGGUUAAAUAAAAUAAGAAGGAAAGACGAUAGCGAUAACUCAAAAACGGCUUAACUGAUCACGUUAUUUUUUAUAUUUUCUGGAUUUUUUUAGACCCAUAGUUCAUAAGUUUCAUAACAUAAAUUAGGAGAGAAAAUACCUUUAUUUCCGAAAUAAUUCACUUUAUCAAAAAAUGUUUAUAAGACCCCUAUGAAUAAAAAUAGUCUUGACCAUAUUUCUUUAGACAGUUCUAUUUAUAUAUGUUCAGGAACAUAUUUUAUUUCAUAUAAGUUUCAUCCCGUAGGCAGAUCGGUGAAGGUCGGCCUUAUUGCCGUAUCCCUUAAUAAAUAGAUGAACUCUGGUUUAGAGUGUUGUCCUCUUACUAAUUAUUUCCCGGUUAUUUCUAGAUCGAACAGAAGGCAGAUGAAAUAAUGGAUACGAUAGUGAAUGAUUGUAAAGGCACAUCAAUCAAGGGUUGUGUCUCUCAGUGUGAAAUGCAGGAAUAUGGUGUAAUAGAUACGAACGGACGGUACGUGGAUAAUGAAACAGCAAAAUAUUAUUUCGGGAAAUGGUUCUUAAAUCAUUUAUAUUUGAAUAUAAUCGACGAAACUGAAGCCAACAACGUCGUUAAAAAAUGCAUGAGUGUGAACGAGCACAUUACCGAGGACUGCCAUCGAGCUGAACAAGUGAACAAGUGCUUAGAUUUUGAAUCCAAGAUGUAUCGCGACCAGUGGGAAGUGUAGGCUAGGGUACACGAGCGGCCAGCCAUAUGUAAUGUGCAUUGACAUCUUAGGAAUAUUAAGAUAUAUGUCGAUACACAUGUUCUAAAUUUGAUAUAUGUCGACUAUAUACAACUAAUGAUGGAAAGAUAGUUGUAAAUAUGUUUGUUUCUUAUCUUAUAAUAAAAGAAUUGUACGUGUCAUAUUAGCAUUUUUAUCUACACACAUAUCAUAAACCUUCUAUUAGGCCUUCAAAAUCCGUAAAUAAUGGCCAACAUUGCGAUAAACUGAUUGUUACAGCAAAUUUCUUAUCUGUUAUAAUGUUGUAAUUGCUUCAUAACCACAUCAAAAUCGAUUUGGUAAUGACAUUCAAAUCCGGAACAUCUGAAAAAAAAAGAGAGACCACAUGUGUUAGAAUACAGACCCGUCUCUACUUGCCAAAUUUCAGGGUUCUAAGACUUCAGGAAGUAGUCUAUCUUUUCUAUGACACGGGUUUCAUAUGGCUCGGACUGUAAAAAUUAAGGUAUGUAUACAAUCUAAAGUAUAAUAGAUAGCCUAAUAAAACUUACUCUCUCUACAUAUCUAGUACCUUAAAAAUUCCAGCUCUCUAGCGUUAUUCAAACCGAAACUACGAGGGUCCGAAAAUACGACGAAACGUGCCGAGAAAUUAUAGGCACUGCACUUUGCCAAAGGUAUCGUUU